GUGUGUGUGUGUGUGUGUGUGUGUGUAGGAGCCAGGCGGUACAGCAGGAUGUCUAUAGAAGCUGAGGCGUUGCUGCAGGAGGCUAAGGAGAGUAUAGAAGCAGCUCAGAAUUACAGGAGCGAACUACAACAACGCCUACAUGGACUCAGCCAAGCACGCAAACAGGUACGAGGCAGCUCGUCUCAGGCCAGAGAGGGGUUGAAGCGUCAUUUCUCAGAGCUCCAGACGGCUGUGACCCGCCUCCUGACGGAGCGUCUGAGCGUGCUCCUUAGCGAGGUGGAUGUCAUCGAGCAGGACAGCGUUCGACCGCUGGACGACUGCCAGAAACUCAUAGAACACGGAGUCAACACUGCAGACGAGCUGCUCCGAGAGGGUGAGGUAGCUAUCCGUUGUGGUCUGGGGGAGAAGGAGGACCUGCUGGGGUGUUUCACCAAGAAGGCCCUUCAGAUCCAUCUGGACAGCCUCCCGGAGGUACCAGUAUUAGUAGACGUGCCGUGUGUGUCUGCCCAGCUGGAUGACUCUCUGCUGUACGCGGUGAGAGACAGAGUGUCACGACACGGAUCAGUCUCUUCACACCCUCCGGUCCAGAUAGAGGAGCUCCAGGAGAGACCUGGCAGUGUGUUAGUACGCUGGUGUAAGGUGGAUGAUGAGUUUGCGGUGCAGGACUACCGUCUGCAGUAUCGUCGCUCAGUGUCUGGUCAGUACCCAGGUCAGUACGAGGACACCUACAUCGGGCCGGAGCAGGAGUUCCUGGUCCUACACCUGGACCCCCACACUGAUCAUCUGUUCAGGGUGUGUGCCCGGGGGGAGGGACGUACCGAGUGGAGCCCCUGGAGCGUCCCACAGACAGGAUACACCACGCUGGCACCCCAUGAGUGGUGUCCAGGCAGUGAGGGCUACAUCCUCAGCAGUAGAAGGAACAUCGCCAUGCGGAGUGACUCGUCCCCCUCUAAAGCUGGGGUUCUCUACUCCAACGCCCCGACCUACUUCUGUGGACAGACGCUCACCUUCAAGAUCUCUGCGACGGGCCAGGUGGACAAGCGGGACAGUAUCGGGGUGUGUGUGGGGUGUGAGGGAGAGGCGGAGUCUCUGCAGAGGGACCAGGCUGUCUGCAUCUCCACCAACGGAGCAGUGUUUGUCAACGGUAAAGAGAUGACCAACCAGCUGCCUUCCAUCACCCUCGGCUCUGCUGUGACCUUCGAUAUGGAAGUGGUCAACCUACUUCCUAUUAGCAACAACAACAACCUUAGCGACGGAGGCAACUUCAAGCUGAGGGUUACGAUUGGCUCAGGGAACCGGGAAGUGGUGUUUGAUUGGCUGCUGGACCAGGGGGUGGACUGCCUGUUCUUUGGCUGCUCCUUAGCCCACCCUGGUUGGAAGGUGCUGGUGUUCUGAGGCUGCUGAUUGGACAGCAGCCCUGUCAGUCAACACAAAGGGACAAGCAGGGUAACAGUCCUGUCUGCUGGAGUUGUCCUGUCCCAAAUCAACCCCUAGACCCAACCCCUUAGACCAGUGCUAUUCAAACUUUUUUAGCAGGGACCCUGUUUUGUUGUGUGCAAUUUCUCAUGAACCCAACCCCAAAAAUAAUAAAAACCAGUACAUUUUAGAUUUUUACAUCAACGAAUAACCCUUGAUUCAUUACAUUUACAAGAAACCAAAAUAAAUGUACUCAAUUUUAUUUUUCAAAUACGUUUGUAUAUUGUCUCAUACAAUAAUCUGUACUCUACUUUUUGUUUAGUGGGGGGGGUUGCGAUCCUGGCCUUUUGAAUACCACUGCCUUCGACACUUAGCCUCUACCCCCUAUAGCAACUGUUCAGUGUUGGGGUAUUUCUAAAUGUGCAUUCCACUGUUGUUUACAGUAAAAUGUACCCCUCUUUUACCCACUGUGACUCAUCUGGUCCUUUCACCCUGGGAAAGGUUUCAUCUGGCCCAGCGAUCUGUGCUUCCUCCAGGUAUGACUGGUGAUGGUUGAGAGUUGUGUGCUCUGGUAUCAGAACAUCUCAGCUUUCUCCUCUUGGGCACCUGGAUGGACAAUGUACACAAAGCCCUUUCUGACCUGUCUGAUAAGAUAUCCUGCCAUUUGAUACAGACUGGUGUACCAGAACUGACCAAUUAUUAUUCCUUUUCAAGACACACUCAGGCUGUGCAUGAAAUGGCACCCUAUUCCUUACAUAGUGCUAUGGGCCUUGGUCUAAAGUAGUGCACUAUAAUAGGGAAUAGGGUGUCAUUCCUGUGCCCUAUUUCAGAUGCACAUUCUUUCCAAACGUCCUAAAAUGGUGUUUUUUAAACUUUUGAAUGUGAGAACAAUAAGGGGGUGGUCUCGCUCAGAGAAGUGAUCAGAGAGCGAGACGUUGCCUUUCAUCAAACACUUGAGCUGCAAAGCAUGCUGGUCUGGUUUACCGCAGAAUAAAACACCAUCACUGUGAAAAACGACUCACUCCAGAGAUCGUAACCUCUUCUUCGUCGGUCUCUCCUCUCCCUGUCGACCCGUUUUCAGUUCUCUAGCUCGGUGUGAGCAGAACUCAUGCGGUGUUCAGAUUCUGUAAGUGUUCUGAAUCAGAUUCAGAUCAGAUUUCAUGCUCUUAAUGUGCUUUUUAAAAACUUUUUUUUUUUGCUAACAGUAUUCACAACCAUGUAAUGUAACUUCACUUGUAGACAUUGAUGUACUUUCAUGUGAAUUUUUGGGGGAACUUGUGAGGUGAAUUCAUAUUUUAAAACGGCAUCCCAUUACCUCUAGACCACUAUAGGGACUAGGGGGCCGUUUUGGGUUGCUUCCUGUGGUUCGGCAGAGAUGGUAUGGUUGCUGUGGUUACAGAGCGCUCUUCAGCAGACUGACUGUUGAGUUCGAUGGUUCAAAUUUAAAUGAACCUUUAUUGAAAUAGGCAAGUCAGGAAAGAACAAAAUGUUAUUUACAAUGACUGCCUACCCCCCUCCCCUAACCCGGACGAUGCUGGGCCAAACCCUAUGGGACUCCCGAUCAUGGCCGGUUGUGUGACAGCCUGGAAACGAACCAGAGUCUGUAGUGACGCCUCUAGCACUGCAAUACAGUGCCUUUGACCGCUGCGCCACUCGGGAGUUUAACAGUGGUCAUACAUACUGUAAGACACUGCUAGAUAAAAGCUAUAGCUUGGAUACAGUAUAUAGCUGUAUAGUUACUCUGUGGCAGUGUUGCUUCACAUCCAAAUCAUCUGAUAUCAGUGAAAGGCUGCCAAUGGCGCAAGGGUAGGGUUGUGGGGUUGGAAAUGGAACCAGGCCACCUGUUAUAGUGGGGUCGUCCUCAGCUGUCUGUCAUCCACCACCCUCUUCAUGCAAACAUCCGUCUCCGAUUCCUUUAACUGUGUAGGAGUCCCAAAUAGCACCCUAUCCCCUAUCUAGUGCACUACUUUUGACCAGGAUCCAUAGGGCUGGUCAAAAGAAGUGCAUCAGAUAGGGUGCCAUUUGGAAUGCUGACUGUGACUUGUAAAUCAGGGUUGGGGGCUCAGUUCCAUUUCAAUUCGGGAGAUUAACUGAAAUUCCAAUUUGCGUUAAAGUGGAAUGUGAGUCGACUUCCUAAAAUGGCAUUGACCCCAGUCCUGCUUGUUAUUGACAUCUGUGUUUGUGCCUUCCUUCAGUACAGAACGAAUGCCCCAGAAACAUCCAAUAAAUUGCUUAGUCAUCCA
Molecule: messenger RNA, 3659 nt
Organism: Oncorhynchus tshawytscha (Chinook salmon)
Lineage: Eukaryota; Metazoa; Chordata; Actinopteri; Salmoniformes; Salmonidae
Product: cytokine receptor-like factor 3
Exons: 9
Coding region: 49-1395 (448 amino acids)
Molecular function (GO): protein binding
Source: RefSeq, a predicted model, not a curated record